UGUUCUUUUCAUAGAAAAAGUAAAACUUGCAACAGGUGAUCGGUAAUUUACGGAAAAUACCGUGAACUGUUCGUGAAAUAGUGAAUAAGAUGGAAUAUAAAUGUGAAUAUCUGAGAGAAGAAAAAAAUCGGUCGUUAAUUUCCGUGACUUGAUACGAUGAAUAGUUCAAUAUAUACAGGACAAGGAAUCCGAAAAUUUGGAACUAAUUUAGAAUAUAAUGUUAUAACUCUUUGAGAAAAAAGAUGAAUUAUUCAAGAUACGUUUAUUUUGUUUAUUUAUGUCUAACAUGGAUAAUAGAAGUAGCGUCUGGUAGACUGCCGGACAUUACAAUAACAGAGGUAUCCUCCCUAUCACCGAAGAAGAUUUCACUGCAAUGGACGCCAACAUUUGUACCCAAGAAAGGUCAAUCAGAAUACGUCAUAAGGUACAAAGUGAAAGGAGGGACGUAUAUGAGAGCAUAUUCCAAGAAGACCGAGGUGAUUAUAAAAGAUUUACUUCCGGACACGACGUACGUGAUGGCCGUCAGGAUGGUCAAUUCAAAGACACGUGGUGACUGGUCAGACACAGUAGAAAUCAAAACUAAAUCAAGGUCAACUCAUUCCAAUGAUGACGUUUUUAGUAACAUAACAGUGGAAGAAAUAACAGAAACAGCUGUCAUCUUGAACUGGACCAUUAGCAAGAAUAUUCACCAAAUAAAAGAUUUUGCAGAUUUUCAGAUAAUUUUAAAAAGCAGGGACCUUCAACAGAAGCAGAAGACAAAAUUAUUUGGAAUAGUUAUACAAGAUUUGAUCCCAGACACGAGCUACGCCGCAAAUUUAUACAUCAUACUAGGCAAUGGUAAGAAGAUACGGACCGGUAGAACAAAGUUUCAGACACUGGAACUUCAGAGAAAACCUCCGAGGAAACUCAAGGUCAAAUCAGUAACACAAAAGGCUAUUGCAGUUAAAUGGAAGCACAUAAAACCUUCAUCUGGUAACGAAAGUCUGUCGGGAUAUGUCCUAGAAUAUAAACAGAAAGGAUCUGAUAGCACAGACGCUUGCAGUGUGGCCAUUGUCAGCACGAAAAAAUCGUUCAAAAUUCAAGGGCUUCUUCCCGACAUGAGAUAUUCUGUAAGAGUUGCAGGCGUUUUUAACGAUGUUACAGGACCAUUCACCGAGUGGCUGCGAGUCAAGACCUUGGAGACAACAGAAGAAAAUCAAGAUGUGUUGGUGUAUUGCACGUCACCAACUAGCGUUAUGUUGUUAUGGCAACUAUUUCCGGGGAUGACUAAUGUGUCCAGCAUAAAAGUAAAAGUAUCAACCAGAGAUGAGAGGUCUUUUUAUGUUGAGCAGAAUGUACUCGUGGACAGUAAAGAAUUUGUUGUUGACGGUGAUAAGAGUGUAAUAGAGGUGAACGACCUGAUUCCGGAAACUCGAUAUCAGGUGACUUUAGAGUUCAGAGGGAUUAACAAUCAUUGUAAACAGUACAAAAUGCAAAAUUUUGUUACCGUAGAAGCAAAGUGUGUUGAAGGUUGCAUAAUUCAGCCGCUAAACGAGUCGUAUAUUUACGAGUCAUACCUUCGUAUGAUUCCGUUACCAAACGACAUUUACCUCGUCACGUGGCAGUACUAUAGACAAUUUACAAACCAAUCAGAGUUCAAAUACGUCAUUAGAGUUUUAGGAGAACCAUUUUUGAAUCAGCUUUCAGCCAACCUUGUUCCAAACGGUAACAGAUACUCUCUUCUGACACAGUUGAACCGGAGUAAAACGUACACCAUAAAUCUUCAGGUCUUCAGUUCGAGCCAUGGGGGUCGACCUUUAGCGUCACAGUAUCUUCUAGUGAUGCCCAUGUCGGAGAUUUGGCAUGGUGACAUGAAGGAAAUAUCUAACGUGGAGUCCUCAAUUAUCUACCCAUGGUCGGCAACUAGCAUUGAUAUUAUUAUGAAUUUAAUUGACAGAAAUGAAACAGCAUUGUUUGAGACAUUUGAUUCCUAUGAUGUUCAAAACAUACCAGAAGCAAAUAUUACACUUCUCUCCAAAUUAAACGUGGAAGAAACCUGGGCCGGAAAUAUAUCUACAACUCCCAUAGUACCACAAAUCCAUCCAAUGGAAGACGUGGUCAUACAAGAAGACAAGUCAUUAGUGAUCACGUGUUUUGCCCAAGGUGAUCCGUAUCCAAUGACGUCAUUGCUAAAUAUAUCCUCCAAUCAGACGCUAGGGGGUGAGGGAAAUUGAUGUAAACC
Ruditapes philippinarum (Manila clam) is the source of this 2221-nucleotide messenger RNA. RefSeq lists its product as uncharacterized. The transcript has 15 exons. The record is from RefSeq and is a predicted model, not a curated record. NCBI's taxonomy places the organism in Eukaryota, Metazoa, Mollusca, Bivalvia, Venerida, Veneridae. The coding region runs from base 243 to 2213 and encodes 656 amino acids. Gene Ontology annotation, molecular function: protein binding.